AAACUCGUUGAUUUCCGUUCUUCAUUAUCUCAACAUGGCGAUGGUGUCUUUACGAAACUCUGCGUCCUCGCUGUUGUUAUUUAGCAGUCGUUUGUUCACCCCGGAGCUGAAUGCUCUCUGUUCAUAUCACAUAAAGGUGGUGGACCACUAUGAGAACCCAAGAAAUGUGGGAACUCUAGACAAAAACUCCAAGAAUGUGGGGACGGGAUUGGUGGGUGCACCAGCCUGUGGUGAUGUAAUGAAACUUCAGAUCCAGGUGGAUGAAAACGGCACGAUUGUUGAUGCAAAGUUUAAGACAUUUGGCUGCGGAUCAGCCAUUGCCUCGAGUUCUCUAGCAACAGAGUGGGUGAAAGGGAAAUCAGUUGAUGACGCUCUGAAGAUCAGGAACACAGACAUUGCCAAAGAACUCUGCCUUCCUCCAGUCAAGCUGCAUUGCUCCAUGCUUGCAGAAGAUGCCAUAAAAGCAGCGCUGUCAGACUACAGAAUAAAACAACAGGACAAGAAGGAAGAACAAGUACACGCCACCAGUUAAUGUGCUGUUAUUAACUACCAAGUACCAGCCCUGUAAUAUUUCACUGCAGUGCUGUUUGGAAGAUUGCUUACCAUAAUACUACAGUCAGGUCUUCAGCGAGUUCAUACCCUAAAUCUCUUUAGAAUAUGGUAAUUACUUAUUUGCUUUUCAUCUGAUGAUCUGCAAUUGGCUCUUAAUUGAUGCUGAUUUUGGAGUUGGAAGUUCAUGGUGAUUUUUUUUUAAAGACAAAUCUGGCCCUUAAAUUUGAAUACAGAAUUUAAUAGAGUUCAACAUAUUUCCUUACUUUGAAGUGUUUUCCUACAAAGAACUCAAAAGAGAUUAUAAAUCAGAAACUAUUGGUCGAUCUUUUGGCAUUUCAGCUUUAUUUGGCUUGACUGUAUAAAACCACUGAUCCCUUGUCGAGGAUUCUGUAUGAAGCUGCCUUUUAAAAGCUCAAGUACACAUCCAAACGCAUGAUGCAGAGUGUUGUAUGAGACUGUGUGCCUAUUGUAAAAUAAACUAUUAAAAACA
Messenger RNA from Cottoperca gobio, 1042 nucleotides. RefSeq names its product iron-sulfur cluster assembly enzyme a (gene iscua). Gene Ontology annotation, biological process: iron-sulfur cluster assembly. Lineage: Eukaryota; Metazoa; Chordata; Actinopteri; Perciformes; Bovichtidae. The record is from RefSeq and is a predicted model, not a curated record. Gene Ontology annotation, molecular function: iron ion binding; iron-sulfur cluster binding.